AGAGGAAGGGAGGAGAUCUGGAUGGGGAGAGGUGUUGAUGGAGAAGGAAUCAGUUGGGUUGGGACAGAGACAAAGAGAGGAACAGAAUAACUAUAUAACAACGGAGACACCAAACUCCACCAUCAAUCAUGUCUCUCUCUCUCUCUCUCAUCUCUCAUCCCUCCACCCUUUGACCUCCCCUAACCCUAACCUUCCCUCCUGAAGCAAAUCCCAAGCCCACUUGCCUCCCUCCUCCUCCUCCCUUCCCUUGCCGCCGGGUAGCUAAACAAAUACCAAGCGUCAAAGAAAAAUGGCACAGUUGAUGGAGUUCCUUUCCACACCCAAUUAGCAGGGUUUGAUUCCUUGGGAAAGCGAAGAAAGGAGAGACAGACCGCCGCCUUCCUUUUCCUUUCUACCUUAUCUUUUUCUCUACUGGAUCAGAUCGUCAACCGUCUCUCGAUCUUUGUCUGCGAACUAUCAGCUAUCUGCUUACCUGUACUGUUCCAUUUCCUGAGGUCGCGCACUAGCUAGCCUCAUGGAUCCGAUUAAAGCCUCCACACAUGGCCACCAUCUCCCUCCUCCGUUCCACAACCGAGACUUCCACCACCCGCUCCACCCCUUCCAGCAUCUUCAGCAGCAGCAACAGCCGCCGCCUGCGGUGGAAGAGGAGCACAGCGGCACCAGCGGCCUCCACCGCGGCAUGAAGCGCGACUACGACGGGGAUAACAACGAUGGGAACGAUGGGGGAGACGGCAAGGAGCUGGUUUCGGCGCUGUCCGGCGAGGGGGAUAUGGUUCGGAAGCCGCGCGGCCGCCCCGCCGGGUCCAGGAACAAGCCGAAGCCGCCCAUCAUCAUCAACCAGGACAGCGCCAACGCGCUGAGCUCCCACGUGAUGGAGAUCGCCGGGGGGUGCGACAUCGUCGACGGCGUCGCCACCUUCGCCCGCCGCCGGCAGCGCGGCGUCUGCGUCCUCAGCGGCAGCGGCACUGUCGCCAACGUCACCCUGCGCCAGCCGGCCUCCCCCGGUGCGGUCGUCAACCUCCACGGCCGGUUCGAGAUACUCUCCCUCUCCGGAUCCUUCCUGCCGCCGCCCGCGCCGCCCGCGGCCACGGGCCUGACCAUCUACUUAGCCGGCGGGCAGGGUCAGAUCGUCGGCGGCAGCGUCGUGGGGCCACUGAUAGCCUCCGGCCCAGUGAUCAUAAUGGCAGCAUCCUUCGGAAACGCCGCCUACGAGCGGCUCCCCCUGGACGACGAGGAGCCCCUUCAAGCUCAGCAAGGUGGCCUUGGCUCUCCGGGACUGGUCGGCCAGUCUCCCCCACUGCAGCAGCAGCAGCUGCACGACCCCAGCAAUCCACUUCUCCAUGGUCUGCCGCCGAACCUGCUCAACAAUGUGCAAUUGCCAGGCGAGCCUCACGGCUGGGCCACCGGCGGAGGAGGACGCACGCCCUACUGAUCCCAGAAACAUCUCGUUCGUCUCUCCAAACCCUUGCCAGCCCAGGCUUAUGGGUUAAAGCCAUGGAGGAAGAGUGAGAGAACGCAAGAACAGUAUGAUCGUCUCCUCACCUCUCACUCCAACAAAAGCAAAGAAGAUUAACCCUGGAAUUAAAGAAGAGGUUCAACGUUGUACUUCUGCUCUUAAUUCUGCUACUUCGAAGCCUUGCAACCAUAGUUGUAAUCGUAAUAUUGCUGCAUGCAUAUACUGUAUGCUGUUCAGUUGAGCGUCUGCUUAAAGUUAGAGAUCCUUCUGCUCUCACAGAAUCGAAUCAGUCAAGCAUUUUGUUUGAUCCGUAGGAAUAUAUAUGCAUGCGAAGUAGACUGUUGUAUUGUGAUCCAUUACGAUUUAGGACUUGCAUGCGCAUCUAAUCAGUAGAUACGGUUGGACACACCACUGCUCUGUGAAUUAGGAUCAUCAAAUGUCAUUGGCAAAAGGCAUGCACACGAUCUCUUUCCUAGAUUCUCAUGCAUGAUAUUGGUUUCUUACAUAUGUAUGGUCUUAGAGCAAUGCAUGGAGAUUAGAAACUUAGCAAAUAGAUCGAUGAACACAGAAUCUUGAAUUCUUUUUUCUUUUUUUGUCGAUUAGGUGAUCGAUUUCCGAAGAAUUAGGUCAGUGUAGUGAGCUUGACAUUGGUAACCUUUUGGGCAAAAUGGAUGAGUAUAAUGUAUUUGAGUCUCAAUAUUGUGAAGGACUGUAUCCUUAAAACCGAUUUAUUUUUGUCCAAAAUUAAAAGCCAAAACGAAUCUAUUGCUAA
Molecule: messenger RNA, 2228 nt
Organism: Musa acuminata AAA Group (dessert banana)
Lineage: Eukaryota; Viridiplantae; Streptophyta; Magnoliopsida; Zingiberales; Musaceae
Product: AT-hook motif nuclear-localized protein 26-like
Exons: 2
Coding region: 515-1432 (305 amino acids)
Biological process (GO): vegetative to reproductive phase transition of meristem
Cellular component (GO): nucleus
Molecular function (GO): minor groove of adenine-thymine-rich DNA binding; DNA-binding transcription factor activity
Source: RefSeq, a predicted model, not a curated record